AGCAAUCUACUAUUUCAAAUGUGGGAGUCUAUCCGCGCGUGUUAGAGUGUAGUUACAUUGCCCUUCUCACGCGCAAGCGAACUGAGUUUUCUUCACAAAACCAAACAUUUGUUCGACACUUCCAAAGCUUUACUCUCGUAGCAGCAGCCGCUAUAACAAUUAUCUUCAUUCAUUCAUUCCAACAACUUCUACUAAAUCCUCAUUUUUCUCCUACAUUGCCGGUUUAGGGUUUCUUCUGCCACACCACACACAUUGAAGAUGGCAACAACAUCUAUUUCUAGCUUGCAAGUUGCAAUGUCAAGAUCAUGCAUUCCUUCAUCACAAAAGUUUGCCAAUGUGAGUAAUGUGGUUCUUGGUGCCAAGUCCAAGGCGGGAUCUUGGAAUAAACUUGCAAGUGCUUGUCAUGUUGCAUCAGUGCAGCCCUUCCAACGGAGCUUUACAUCAUCAUCUGUGAAAUCUGUCAAAAUUGCGACAAAAGCAAUGUCUGAGUCUAGCGAAACAAGUCCAAUUUCAGGAUUGCCAAUUAAUUUGAAAGGUAAAAGAGCGUUUAUUGCUGGUGUGGCUGAUGAUAAUGGAUACGGAUGGGCAAUUGCAAAAUCUCUUGCUGCAGCUGGAGCUGAAAUUCUUCUUGGCACAUGGGUUCCUGCUCUGAAUAUUUUCGAGUCCAGCUUACGACGUGGAAAAUUUGACGAAUCACGAGUAUUACCUGAUGGUUCGUUAAUGGAUAUUACCAAAGUUUAUCCUUUGGAUGCUGUUUUUGACAAUCUUGAGGAUGUUCCAGAAGAUAUAAAAACAAACAAGCGCUAUGCUGGAUCCAGCAAAUGGACAGUUCAGGAAGUUGCUGAAUCCGUUAAGGAAGACUUUGGCAGCAUAGACAUCCUUGUCCACUCUCUUGCCAAUGGACCAGAGGUGACCAAACCACUGCUGGAGACAUCUCGGAAAGGAUAUCUUGCUGCAAUAUCUGCAUCUAGUUACUCCUAUGUUUCUUUACUCAAGCAUUUUCUUCCAAUCAUUAACCCAGGUGGAUCUUCAAUUUCUCUCACAUACAUCGCAUCAGAGAGGAUCAUUCCUGGAUACGGUGGUGGCAUGAGUUCUGCAAAAGCUGCAUUAGAAAGUGAUACACGAGUGCUUGCUUUUGAAGCUGGUAGAAAGCGCAAAAUUAGAGUCAACACUAUAUCUGCUGGUCCACUAAGAAGUCGUGCUGCAAAAGCAAUUGGAUUCAUUGAUAUGAUGAUUGAUUACUCAAUAGCCAAUGCACCUCUACAGAAAGAGCUAUCAGCAGAGGAGGUGGGCAACGCAGCUGCUUUCUUAUCAUCACCUUUAGCAUCGGCUAUCACAGGUACCGUUCUAUAUGUUGACAAUGGUUUGAAUGCUAUGGGCGUUGGAGUUGACAGUCCUAUAUUUAGUGAUCUGGACAUUCCCAAGGAGCAGCAUUAAUUACCAAGUCUCACCCCAACUUAGACAGUGUAGUCUCCACUUAGAGUAUUUGCUUUGCUUUUUUGUAGGCUAUUUUUCUCAGAUUUUGUCUUGUAGACUUUAGACCUUUCUAUGUAUCUGUUAUAUGCUCAGAAGAGCAGGUCAUACAAUCGUGAAUGUAAUAAAAAUGUUAGAUCUAUGGUUUUAUGGUCUAGAUUGCAUGACCGCGGAGUCCAAAUUCUGUACAUUGCUUGAAGUUUGAAAGAAAUUAAUCCCUUAGUAGGGUGGGAGAGACUUUUCAUA
This is a messenger RNA of Medicago truncatula (barrel medic), 1719 nucleotides long. Its product is annotated as enoyl-[acyl-carrier-protein] reductase [NADH], chloroplastic. NCBI's taxonomy places the organism in Eukaryota, Viridiplantae, Streptophyta, Magnoliopsida, Fabales, Fabaceae. The transcript is spliced from 13 exons. Gene Ontology annotation, biological process: fatty acid biosynthetic process. The record is from RefSeq and is a predicted model, not a curated record. Gene Ontology annotation, molecular function: enoyl-[acyl-carrier-protein] reductase (NADH) activity. Bases 259 to 1437 code for a protein of 392 amino acids.